This is a messenger RNA of Macrosteles quadrilineatus (aster leafhopper), 1128 nucleotides long. It is a transcript of the gene Ppcs, whose product is annotated as phosphopantothenate--cysteine ligase. Gene Ontology annotation, cellular component: nucleus; cytoplasm. Lineage: Eukaryota; Metazoa; Arthropoda; Insecta; Hemiptera; Cicadellidae. Gene Ontology annotation, molecular function: phosphopantothenate--cysteine ligase activity. Gene Ontology annotation, biological process: coenzyme A biosynthetic process. The transcript is spliced from 6 exons. The coding region runs from base 90 to 1046 and encodes 318 amino acids. The record is from RefSeq and is a predicted model, not a curated record.
UUCUGACAUAUUGACUUAAAUGAUCGUUUGAUGUUUUAUGGUGAAAGUAACAUUUAACCUUUAUUAUUUUCUUAAAUAUAUCAACCAAAAUGUCUGGGUGGGAAGAAUUUUAUGCAUCAAAUAAUCCACCUACAAAUUUUGAAGAAAACAUUACAAAAAUACGUAAUUUUUGUGAAAUGCACAAAAAUAAGAAGAUAUCGUUAGUUACGUCAGGUGGAACAACCAUACCGUUGGAGCACAACACAGUUAGAUUUGUAGACAACUUCAGUGCCGGCACUCGGGGCUCUGCUUCUGCGGAGUACUUCAUUGAUUCAGGCUACAAUGUCAUAUUUCUAUAUAGAUUGAAGUCUUUGGAGCCAUAUGUUCGACAUUUUGUUGGCCACCAAUUCCUCGACAAACUUAUCAUCAGCGACGUGGAAGCAAAUGAUGAAGAAAGAGCUUCAACAUGCAGUCGAAUAGAAGUUGCCCCAGAGUUUGCUCUCGGAGUGAUGCCCAUCCUCAAACGCUACAAGACAGCCAUUCAGGAGAAACGGUUGCUGUGCAUCGAUUUCACUACACUCUCGGAUUACUUGUGGUUACUACGAGGAGCUUGCCAACAACUGACCAAUCAUGGCAGCAAGGCCCUCUUAUACCUAGCUGCGGCUGUGUCCGAUUUCUACAUUCCUGCCAACAAAAUUCCAGAACACAAAAUUCAGUCAGGUGAUGGGGCUCCGACUAUCCAGCUGCACCUGGUACCUAAGAUGUUAGCUCCUCUUGUGUCUCAGUGGGUACCCGAGGCUUUUGUGGUGUCAUUUAAGCUGGAGACUAACCCUGAACUUCUAAUUAGCAAGGCCAGAAGAGCUUUGGAAACCUAUAAGCAUAAGCUUGUCAUCGGGAAUAUUCUUGGAACGAGGAAGUGGAGUGUAACAAUAGUAGAACCAUCUUCACACUACCAGAUAACACUGAGCGAAGAAGAAAUCCAAUCUGAUUUUGAGAUAGAACAAAAGAUCGUUUCUGACGUAUGCACAAGGCAUGAUGCCUUUAUUCAGGCCAACCUUUCUACCUGAAAGGCUGAUUGAUUUUUACUUUAUAAAUUUAAACAUGUUAUAGGUUUGACAUAUUUUUUUAAUUACAGUUGUUUACAAAACA